ACAGCCUCCACCAGUCAGCAGCAGCAUUACAGCGAGCUCCAAGCGUCUCCUCCGCUGUAUAGCCAAGGGUUUGUUCCCCGAUACACGCAGACUCCAGAAAACGCUUGUACCUGUCUCCAGUAUACCUGCACAGGAAGCCUCGCACACCGAGAGGCACUUUGAUAGCGACCGGACUCACGCUGACUGUUCCUUUCUGUAUGUUUUUAUUUAUGUUUUAUAUAUAUAUAUUAAGAGCACCUGUCCUGUCCUACCGCAAGAGGAACAUCUGAGUACUGAGCUCCAGCACCUGCCGCGAAUUGUUCUGCAUUUAACCUACAGUGAUCCUAAACGAAAUCCUGAAAGAGAUGCGGAGAGGCUUUCUUCCCUGCGGGUCCUCCUGAGCGUCCGGCUGGAAGGGUAGCCGCUGUGUCCCGGGGAGGAUGCUGCACAGGCUGAAGACGCAGUCCUGAAGAUUGAUGGAGGGCCAUGCUAUUCAAACAGCAGGCACUGCUGACACAGAAGCUCUUCGUUCUGGGCAGCCUUGCUAUUGGAAGUGUCCUCUAUCUUGUGGCCAGGGUAGGGACUUUGGAUAGGCUACAACCAGUUUGUCCCAUUGAGAGCAGACUGCACCCACCUGAGCCAGAGCAAAUCACACUCCGCACCUUGCAGUUUAAGCGUGGCCUACUCCAUGAACUACGUAAGGGCAAUGCGACCAAAGAGCAAAUCCGUCUGCACAACUUGGUCCAGCAGCUGCCUCAGGCCAUCAUCAUCGGGGUGCGCAAAGGUGGCACCCGUGCUCUGCUGGAAAUGCUCAACCUGCAUCCAGCAGUGGUCAAGGCCUCGCAAGAGAUUCACUUCUUUGACAAUGACCAAAAUUAUGCCCGGGGCAUUGACUGGUACAGGGGGAAGAUGCCCUUCUCUUUCCCUCAUCAGAUCACUAUUGAGAAGAGCCCUGCCUACUUUAUCACAGAGGAGGUCCCUGAGCGCAUCUUCAAGAUGAACUCCUCCAUCAAGCUGCUGAUCAUCGUUCGCGAACCUACUACCAGAGCUGUGUCCGACUACACCCAAGUGCUAGAGGGCAAGGAGCGCAAAAACAAGACCUACCACAAGUUUGAGAAUCUGGCCAUUGACACCAACACCUGUGAGGUGAACACAAAGUACAAAGCUGUCCGGACCAGCAUUUACACCAAACACCUAGAGCGUUGGCUGAAGUACUUUCCCGUGGAGCAGUUCCACAUAGUUGAUGGGGAUCGCCUUAUUACGGACCCACUACCAGAGCUGCAGCUCGUCGAGCGCUUCCUCAAUCUGCCCUCCAGGAUCAGUCAAUAUAACCUGUACUUCAAUGCCACCAGGGGAUUUUAUUGUCUGCGAUUUAACAUUGUCUUUAACAAGUGCCUGGCAGGCAGCAAGGGCCGCAUCCAUCCUGACGUGGACCCAUCUGUAGUGACUAAGUUGCAGACAUUCUUUCAUCCUUUCAAUCAGAAGUUUUACCAAAUCACUGGUAGGACAUUCAACUGGCCAUGAUGAAUAUGGAACUCAAUGAGACAGUUGGUGUUUAAAAAUGAGCCAAUCUAUAAGAACUCAAAGGAUAUUUAUAGCACUUUGAAUUUAUUACAACAAUGACCGUAUGACCAAAUAAACAAGGAACUUGAUGUAAGUAUUUUUUUUUGUGUGUAUGUGAAAAGAAUUUGAUGGCAUCAACAUCCAUGCUGUUGAUAGGUAAGCUUUAUAUGUGAUGCUUUUAUUCAAGAUAAAACCCCUUCAAAACAAAAUAUGACAGCUGCUAAAUAACUAAAUAUUUCAUCCCCCAUCAUGUUGUUUACUUGACCAAAACUGCAUGUGCAAUCCAGAAGCAAUUAUAACAUAAUAGACUCUUGUGUUAGUUGUCUCUUGUUUUUCAUCGUCUUUUAUUUAAUACCUGCUGUGAUCAACCCAUUAGAAUAUGGCGUCUUUUAAUUCUUAACACAGAUCAAGUAUGAAGAACAGACAAGGUUUAUCAUAAAAGAUUUAAUGUUUUGAGUUCGACUGUCACAUUUUAUUUUUUAAAAAAUCAUAAAAAAAAGUAUUUAACUUCUGCUAUUCACGGAGGUAUUCUGUUUUUUCCCCUACACUUUCUCAUUGGUUUUCCAAAAGUCCUACAAAAAGCCAUAGUGGGAAAAAAAAAUCCUUUGAUGAUUCCUGUCAAACCAACUGUUUAUUCUAUGAUGUUUAACAAAACCUGUCUGUUUCUGUGCAAAUAUCCAUUCUGUAUCAUAUGUGUGCUGUUAAAAAAUGUUAAAUUAAAAAAACAUUAAACCAAUGGCAUCUUUGCAUUAGGGGCAGGUGGAGCACGGCCCCACCACAGGGCACUGCUGUGCAGGGGAUUAUUAUAAGCUUUUAUAAGUUUUCCUGUGUCAAAAAUAUUGUUGGGUAUAAGUUAAUAAAUAAUAAACUUUGUCUCCAAUGAAA
Mugil cephalus (flathead mullet) is the source of this 2427-nucleotide messenger RNA. RefSeq names its product heparan sulfate glucosamine 3-O-sulfotransferase 5. The coding region runs from base 466 to 1503 and encodes 345 amino acids. The transcript has 3 exons. Gene Ontology annotation, molecular function: [heparan sulfate]-glucosamine 3-sulfotransferase activity. The record is from RefSeq and is a predicted model, not a curated record. Lineage: Eukaryota; Metazoa; Chordata; Actinopteri; Mugiliformes; Mugilidae.